Molecule: messenger RNA, 1288 nt
Organism: Lolium perenne
Lineage: Eukaryota; Viridiplantae; Streptophyta; Magnoliopsida; Poales; Poaceae
Product: ethylene-responsive transcription factor-like protein At4g13040
Biological process (GO): regulation of DNA-templated transcription
Molecular function (GO): DNA-binding transcription factor activity; DNA binding
Source: RefSeq, a predicted model, not a curated record
UCGUCGCAGCGAGAGGCAAAGGUGGUAGAUGUGAUGUGAGCCACCCCCUCGCCAACUUCUCCUACCAAAUUCUUUUCCUCCCCCUCGUCUCCUGAGACGCCGCUAGCGCCUUCGUCUCGGCCACGCGCGCUUUCUCCUGCCACCGCCGCCGCCGCCGGCCGGCUGAAACCUCCGGUGGAAGCUCAAGUAUGGUUAGCUUGAGGAGGCGUCGACUUUUGUGCCUUUGUUCUGGCAAAGAUGCAUUGCCAGUUGAUCUUCUUAAGCCUGUCGAUAAUGAAAAACAUGAGGAAGUUGCACACCCAAAUAUGAACCUUUUCAGUGUUCACCCAUUGCCCUUGACAAGGAUUUCUGAUGUGCUCCCAGAAUCCUCAAAUGGUUCUGACUCUUUGAAGGAAGAGAAAAGCCAAUACUGUCCUGGUUUCUUAUGUUGCAAGGAGAUUAAGUGCAGAAAUCAACAUAGAAGAAAGCAAUAUGUGGACCAAGAGCCAUGCGUAAGGAGAGGGGUCUAUUUCAAAAACAUGAAAUGGCAAGCUGCUAUAAAAGUUGACAAGAAACAAAUUCACUUGGGCACUGUCGGAACACAGGAUGAAGCAGCCCGGCUAUAUGAUAGGGCAGCUUUUAUUUGUGGAAGGGAGCCAAAUUUUGAACUUUCGGAGGAAGAGAAAAAAGAACUGGGCACGUACACAUGGGAAGACUUCUUGGCAAUAACGCGCAACACCAUAACCAACAAAAAACAAAGAAAGGUUGGGUCGCUAAGGCGUAACAAGGCGGACUUGUUCGUAGGAGAUACUGAUAUGGUCAAUGGUGGUGGGUCUUCGCACUCCCGUGAUGGAGAUGUUGAGACAUCGACUUCUUAGAUAGCCGCCAGGUUAUGGACACCCAAAUGGAGCGUCCAUCAGAUUCAUUUCGAUAUAAUUUACAUUUAGAUAUUCUUCCCUCUGAAUAGUUAAAUCCAUGUGCAUAAGGCCCUGUGGCCUGAUAAAGGUAAAAGGUUAGAUAAUAUUGUCAUCCCUGGAGAUGGUCAAUUAUAGAAGGAAAUUUCGCUGAGCAAUGUGUACCAAUUUCAUAAAUGUGUAUAUCUUGUCGAUAGGCUUACCUCAAAUUUACUCAACAUGUAACUAGUUUACCUUAUGAAUUACCCCUAAAGAAUAGUUCCCAUUUCUGACACCUUAUGUGUUUUACUGAGGUGCUAGAAACGUGUAUAUCUUGUCGAUAGGGUUACCUCAAAUUUACUCAGCAUGUAACUAGUUCACCUUAUGAGUUAUCCUUAAAGAACAGUUGCCAUUUC